GGUUGAAAAGGUAAAGGAACGAAUCUCAUGUGACUUUCAAUUCUGAAUGAGAGUUAGUUACGGCGGGAGAAUUAGUUAUUCUUUUUGGAUAACAUUCUGAGUUCAUGUGACUUUCAAUUCUGAAUGAGAAUCUUCUACGCUACAUUAAAACCUCUAGUUCCGUUUGCUAAUUCUAAUCUAUUGCGUUUUCGAUGCUCUGUGACCUCUAAACCCGAAGCACCGCCGGUUAUGGAGGCGAAGGUAGUACUAACUCAGACUCAGCGAUACGCCGCUGGAGCGUUGUUCGCUCUGGCGCUUCACCAGACUCAGAUCCACCAGACUAAGCCGUUGAAUGCUUUGCUUCCUCUUGAGGAGGAGACGAUCAAUGACGGUGUCGGCAUAGGUCGGACCGUUUCGGUUUCGGACGAUCCCGGGCUUUGGAUCCACGAGAGUUCUGGUUUGCUUUAUCCUGUUCUCAGGUUUCUUGGAGUGGAGGACAAAUCAUGGAAGGGGCUGAAGGAAACUGCAGGAUCUUCAUCACAAGUUCGGCAUCAUGUAGGAGCGUUCUUGACCUUACUUAAGGAGGAGACAGCUGAGGUGGCUUCUGCUGAGAAAUCCGAGAAGGAAGUUGCUCUGACAAAAACUGUUGAUACCAUGGUUCGUAGUGAGGAAAGUGCCGAUGCUCAUUUAGUGGAUAGAAGUGAGAAUUAUGAAUAUGAAGCUAAAUGUCGUGAAAAAUUUUCCGAUACUGAAACUGAAAUAGCUUCUGAGGUCGCUGACAAGCCUUAUGAGGCCCCAAAGAGGACCGUUUCUGUGAUAUCAACUGAAAUAAAAGAUCCAACUGAAUCUAAACGCCUUGACGUGCCUGUUGAGGAGGGAAGGCGGCUCAGCUAUGAGAAGAAAAUAACAGUUCUUUAUGUAAUUUUGUCAGCCUGUGUGGCAGACAGUAGUGUAAGUGGCGAUAAAGUAAGGAACGGUUAUGAUGCUCGACACCGCGUUGCACUGAGGUUGCUGGCAACUUGGCUUGGGGUGGAAUGGCUAAAAGUGGAAGUUAUGGAGACGAUGGUUGCUUGUUCUUUCAUGGCUUCCUUAAAAGAGAGUGCUAAUGCAGAGAAGACAGAAGAUGCUGAUGGAGAGAAAAAAGAAAAUGAUGAUAUCUCAUGGGAAAACUGGAAGCGUGGAGGUCUAAUUGGUGCAGCUGCUUUAACAGGAGGAACUUUAAUGGCUAUCACCGGUGGUCUAGCUGCUCCUGCAAUUGCUCAGGGAUUGAGUGCUCUAGCUCCUAUCUUGGGUGGCAUUAUUCCUGCAAUAGGAGCAACUGGCUUCGCUGCUGCAGCAACUGCCGCAGGGUCUGUUACUGGUUCUGUUGCUGUUGCUGCAUCAUUUGGAGCUGCUGGAGCUGGACUAACCGGGACUAAAAUGGCUAGAAGAAUCGGCAACAUUGAAGAAUUUGAGUUCAAAGCAGUUGAAGGAACUUAUAACCAAGGACGGCUAGGAGUGGGAAUAGUGGUUUCAGGACUUGUGUUUGAGGAUGAAGAUUUUGUAAGGCCUUGGGAAGGCUACAAUGACCACUUGGAGAGGUAUGCACUGUGGUGGGAGUCUAAGAAUUUGGUUGCAUUGAGCACUGCAAUCCAAGACUGGCUUACUUCAAGAAUUGCCCUCGAGUUGAUGAAAGAAGGUGCCAUGCUGACCGUAUUAAACACACUUGUAGCAGCUUUUGCUAUGCCAGCAACCUUGGUUACUGCAUCUGAUCUUAUUGAUAGCAAAUGGGCGAUUGCAGCUGACAGAUCAGAUAAAGCUGGGAAGAUGCUCGCUGAAGUAUUGUUGAAGGGACUGCAAGGCAACAGGCCCGUGACUCUAAUAGGAUUCUCACUUGGGGGCAGAGUGGUUUUUAAAUGUCUGGAAUGUUUAGCUGAAGCAGAAGGGAACAACGCUGGUCUGGUAGAAAGGGUUGUCCUACUUGGAGCACCAGUGUCAAUUGAAGAUGAAAAUUGGGAAGAUGCCCGGAAGAUGGUGGCAGGGAGAUUUGUGAAUGCUUUUUCUACAAAUGAUUGGACACUAGGAGUUGCCUUCCGUGCAAGUUUGCUAUCUCAAGGUUUGGCUGGAAUUCAAGCUGUCAAUGUUCCUGGCAUCGAAAAUGUUGAUGUAACACAAUUUGUAGAAGGCCAUUCAUCCUAUCUUUGGAAGACAAAACAGAUCUUGGAGCUACUUGAACUUGAGUCUUACCACCCUGUUUUCAGAAAAGAAGACGCAGAAGAUAAAACACCGCAGGAACAAAACAGCUCGGCUGACGAAAAGAAAACAAAUUAGAACAGCUCGGCUGACACAGUUUUCGCCAUGUUCCCAUUACCAGUUCUGUCCCUUCUUCCUAGUUCUGUUCAGUGACGGAUCCAGGAUUCAGAACUCGGGCGGGCGUAAUUUUUUUU
Messenger RNA from Fragaria vesca subsp. vesca, 2405 nucleotides. RefSeq names its product transmembrane and coiled-coil domain-containing protein 4-like. The coding region runs from base 124 to 2289 and encodes 721 amino acids. Lineage: Eukaryota; Viridiplantae; Streptophyta; Magnoliopsida; Rosales; Rosaceae. The record is from RefSeq and is a predicted model, not a curated record. The transcript has 15 exons.